Bemisia tabaci is the source of this 1098-nucleotide messenger RNA. RefSeq lists its product as uncharacterized. Gene Ontology annotation, cellular component: neuronal cell body; membrane; axon. Lineage: Eukaryota; Metazoa; Arthropoda; Insecta; Hemiptera; Aleyrodidae. Gene Ontology annotation, biological process: male courtship behavior; chemosensory behavior; sensory perception of taste. The record is from RefSeq and is a predicted model, not a curated record.
AUGAUCCUGAAACGCCUGAAAUCAUCUCGGCCGUCUCGAAAAUGGGGCCCGAACUUGAGGAGCCCGGUGGCUCCCCUAAGCGGGCUCAACGAGAAACUGAGCCUAGCGCUAGGCCUGUGUCCGGUCGAUAGCGGCGGCCUAAACCUAGCGUGGGGCACGGUCGUGGCCUCAACCCUCGGCGUCGUGGCCUCUUUCUACGCUGUUAAUGUCGUCGAGCCAGUCCGCAUCGUCUACUGCGAGUCCGCCGCUGGCAACUGCACCUUCUUCUGGUCUCUCCUCAUCGACUUCCUCAUCUUCACCGUCGCCGUCGUCCUCUGUCCAGCGGUCAACUUCUUCCUCCGCUCGGAGCGAGAGACCGCCCUCAAGUUCAUUCAUAGAGUGGAUGCCGGGCUCAACUUCACUCCAAGUCUUCAUAAAAUUGACAAAGUCAUUGCUUUUUUCUACGUUUACCUAAGUCUUCUCAUAUUUUCGGAAUUUGCAUUGAACACCUCUGGUGAUCUGGAAGGCAUCACCGCCUACAUCGUUGAGAACGGACUCAUUUUCCUGUCGGACGUCUACUUCCUGGUUCUUGAAAUAGAGUUCUUUGGGAUUGCAUGGAGUUUCCAAAAGAGAUUCAAAGCAAUCAAUGAAGCUGUGUCCCUUCUGAUAUUUCCGAAAUGGAAUAAAAUUCCGACCGUUUUUAGCAAUGCAGCUCAAGAGACUGCAACCAGUCGAUUCGAUCGGUUGGUCGACCUACAUUGGUACCUGAGCCAAGGCGUGUCCUCGAUCAACAAGGUUUACGGAUUCAAGCUGGGCAUGCUCCUGUUCUACUUGUUCUAUCGUUUGCUCAUCAUUCCUCACGUCAUGACGAUUCUCAUCACCACGACUGAGGAUGGACUUUCGAUGAAAGUUUGGUGGUUCAUGUACCAUGCCUGCCAGCUCGCCUUGCUAGUGCUGCCCGCUGCGGACAGUGCUAAAAACGGAGAAACGUUGAUAAAAACGAUAUGUCAGGGCCUUGGCACAAGCACACACGUCGUACAGGACCAAGUAAGUAUAGCUAGAACUGGUAACUUGCCGCUAUUCCUUAUUUGUGUGAACUCACCUUCGUUAUUCACCUGA